This is a messenger RNA of Morchella importuna, 1434 nucleotides long. RefSeq lists its product as uncharacterized. Gene Ontology annotation, molecular function: phosphoprotein phosphatase activity. Gene Ontology annotation, cellular component: cytoplasm. The record is from RefSeq and is a predicted model, not a curated record. The transcript has 3 exons. The coding region runs from base 1 to 1434 and encodes 477 amino acids. NCBI's taxonomy places the organism in Eukaryota, Fungi, Ascomycota, Pezizomycetes, Pezizales, Morchellaceae.
AUGGAUACGAAGGAGGGAUGGACCCGGAUAAACAAGGACGUUUAUUUGGGAGAAACUUGGAUCAGCCAGGGCUUCAUCCACAUCAAGCGUAAGAAGGAGGAGGAGCUCGACAAAGCUGCAGGGGAAAAACUGGUUGUCGAUAUCAGGGUUGGAAGAUUGGAACCCCCUGCGGAAGAUGGAAUUAAAUGGGAAUCAAGGCCUGGAGGCAUUUGGAUUAGACGCCAGACGAAAAUUGUUGACGAUGCAGUCACGGCGGUGGAUGUGCUGUUUGGAGCCGAUGCGGUGGAAGUUAGACCUGGGUGGGUGAUGCGGGAAGGGAGCUUAACUUCAGGUGAAAACGCUAGAAUCACAAUAAGGAAAGGACCACCUCUAGAGUUUAAGAAACCGGUUUUAAGGCUGAAGGACCAUAAAUUCAAGAUCAUUCAGAUUUCAGAUCUCCAUCUUUCUACUGGUGUCGGUGCAUGUCGUGACGCAGAGCCUCCUUCAACUGCAGCAGGCUGCGAAGCUGACCCCCGAACUCUUGACUUUAUUACUAGAAUCUUGGAUGAAGAGAAGCCAGACUUUGCCGUAUUGUCAGGUGAUCAGGUCAAUGGCGAUACAGCUCCCGAUGCUCAAUCCGCAAUUUUCAAGUUUGCUGAGCCAUUCGUGAAACGGAAAAUACCCUAUGCUACUAUCUUGGGGAAUCAUGACGACGAGGGCAAUCUCAAUAGGGAACAGAUUAUGAAACUUACCUCAACACUACCAUACUCACUUAGUGAGGUGGGCCCGGAAUUGGGAGGGAUUGUGAAGGAUAGGCAAGGGCGUGAGGGUAGAGAAGGUGGAGUCGGUAACUACUACGUCGAGGUUAAAACGCAGAAGGGCGACCACUCUGCUCUCACCAUAUAUUUCCUCGAUACCCACUCCUACAGCCCCGACGAGAAGAACCAUAGGGGUUAUGACUGGGUCAAGGACACCCAAAUUGAGUGGUUCAAGAAGACACAUGCAUCUAUCAAGGAUCACUCUAACGGCUACUCUUUUGUACAUCUCGAUAUGGCUUUCAUCCACAUUCCACUGCCCGAAUACCGUACCGCUGGAGCGCCCUAUGUCGGUGAAUACCGCGAGCCUCCCACAGCUCCGGGAUUCAACAGCGGAUUUAAAGAUGUGCUCGUCAAUGCUGGUGUUAGCGUUGUUAGCGCUGGGCACGACCACGCAAACGAAUAUUGCAUGCUGGACAAGAAGGGCGAACAGCUCAACUUGUGGAUGUGUUAUGCGGGGGGUAGUGGCUUUGGAGGUUAUGGCGGAUGGGGUGGAUACCACCGCAGGGUUAGACUGUUUGAGAUUGAUUCACCAGCAGAUAGAAUCACGACAUGGAAGAGGGUUGAGUAUGGGGAUACGGAAAAGAGGAUUGAUGAGCAAAUCAUUGUGGAGGGGGGUAAAGUUGUCCACAACCCGUAA